AUGAGCCGAAGUUCGUUUAAAAAAGAAAGAGACAUUUUAUUCACACAAGAAGAUGCUUUUUGUUCAGAAAGAAAAUUUACUAAACAAGAAUUCGUUGAAUUACGACGUAAAGUGAUUUCCUGUUACAAAGUUCCACCAAAGCGUGGUACCGAGUUAUUAGAAAUGGUUCAAACAGAUGUGUUUUCAACGGGAUGUUAUGGUAUUGAUAAGCUAUUGCAGGGAGGAUUUCAUUCCGGAGAAAUUAUAGAAAUCAGUGGAGAAACAGCUACAGGCAAAACACAGAUUGCUUUCUCGACGACCCUUACAAUAUUGUGUACAAAUAAAGAUAACAAAGUCUUAUUCAUUGACACUGUUUCUACAUUCUCGGCCGAACGAAUCAGAACGUUAUUUUUGGAAAGCGAUCGAUUUGUUCAUGCAAGGAAUCAAGGAAUGAGUGAAGAAAACGUUAUGAAUAGGAUUCAAGUUUUUAAAUGUUUUGAUGUUUAUUCUAUGAUGGAAUUUAUAGAUGAUGUGAGAGAUCAUUUAGAAAACAAGUUAAUGAUCAUAGAUUCUCUCACGGCGAUAUUUGCACCACUUUUAGGAGUCUCACAAACUCAAGGACACUCAUUAAUGGUAACGUUAGCACGAAUACUUCGUAAUUUGGCGAAAGAGUAUAAUAUAGCGGUUAUGGUCAUAAACGCGGCCAUCGUAUCGAGACCAAAUAAUCCCAUCUCUGUAUUCUCUUCAACAAAAUCAAAACCUAGUUUAGGUAUAUCUUGGACAUUUAUGCCUAAUAUUCAAUUAUAUUUUACUCAUUGUAUAGACGUUGAAGUCUCAUUGAAGCCAAGGAUAUGUGAAGUACUUAGAUCGAGGAACGGGGUGUGUAUUAUUUUUGAAUAA
This is a messenger RNA of Funneliformis geosporum, 879 nucleotides long. The record is from the annotation of a GenBank genome assembly. Lineage: Eukaryota; Fungi; Glomeromycota; Glomeromycetes; Glomerales; Glomeraceae.